UGUUGCGAGUAGCAAGCGAAAUAAAAAAAUAAAUAUGUACACACAGUGCUGGAGUGACGCCGCUAUUCAAAGAGGAGAUCAAUCCUCAUCUACACAGCGGUUGGUCUACCGUAGCAGCAAUAGCGUAGGCAAAGAAUAGAGGCCAUCGUCCCAUUGAAACUUGUCUUUCAAUUAUGACGCAAGGAGCUGUGUUUUUUUUUUUUUUCUUUUUCGAGUUGAAUGCCAGAUGGAGAGAUAGCUGCCAGAUAUACCGGUGCGGGAGGGGGAAGGGAAUUUCAUAUCCUUGGCUUGAAAUCUCAAUACAUAACGGCGUGCUUUUCAAAACGCUAUGUCAAACAACCUGUAAUCAAAUGCGAAACAAUUCGUUUGCAGUUCUUUUUCCCAUGAAAAAAUUCAAUUAAUUUAUUUUUUAUUCAUGAUUUGUUAAAAAUUUGGAUGAAGGCUGUUUACAUUUGUGCAUUCGCUAUUGAACUUUGGUUGAUAACCGAAGCAAAAGAUGAAUUACCUUCUCCGCCUUAUAUUCUUUGUUUGGUCUACUUUAUUAUUUGGAUUAUGUCAGUGGCCUUGCUCGUUGGACUCGCACUGAGAAGAACGCAACCAAUUUUAGCUUGGUUACUAUGUUUGAUUGUGGUGUUCUUUCUGGAAUGCGGACUCGUCAUGUUCAUGAGCCUUUAUUACUGGACACUAGAUACGUCAUUCGGCACGGUGGAAUUGGUAUUUUGGAUCGUCCGCGCUUCGAUGAAUAUUUUGGGGACAAUCCAAGUGUUUUCUCUCUACUCGCAAUGGAAAGAGGAAAAGAAUGUCAGUCGCAGAUUACGGGAUCUUAGCAUGCAUACGUCUCCAAUGUCUAACGGUUACUACACAAACCCCGUAAUCAAGACACCAUUGCCGGGAAGCCUCAGAGCUGGUUAUCACAACGCUGCAUAUCUUAACUCAAACAUGAAUUUACGACAGAUGCAAAUGCACGGCAACCGCCAACAAGUCAACGCUGCCAUGGCAUCGUUGGAUCGCACUCGUAAAAAUUUUGCAAAACACUCAUUAAACCGAUCCAUAUCUUCCGUAUCACAACUCUACCCAAAGGAAGAGACCGAUUGUGGCAAGGUGUUCACUAAAGGAGAGAUCGCGAAUGGCUUUACGGUUUUCGACCAAUGGCAGCAGCAUCAGCAGUGGCUGGAACAGAAAAAAAGGGGAUAACUCCAGAACCUGGGAUGGCUUUCGGUCCUAUGGGCAUCGCUGGAGUUGGACUAGAUGAUUCAGAAUUGGGAACGAUGGAUAACGGCUGUUGCCCGCAGCAUUCCAUGCGGUUUACGAACGAUGGCGAUUAUUUGAAUCGGGCCCCACUUUCGCGUGCCGUCAGCACCCUCUUGUUGAAUCGUCACUGCCCUUCUCAAUUUGCAAUUCCAAAUUUUGAUCGACAACGCCAGUUUUUAGUUGGCUCCAAUUCGGUUGACAGCCAAGCACCGCCAAUGAGGCGGGCCCAUUCCAUGAACGAUUUGAAUCUUAGGGCUUCCUCAACCUCAUGCGAUAUCAAGUUCGGUCGAACAAACAGGCCGCAUUUUGAUUACAUUUGGUCGGCCGGACGUCACGGACAUAUAAUUACGCGAGGCGAAUCUGACGACUUCCAACGCAGUUACAAAGACGUCGCUUUGUAGACUUUGGAAUAGAGACCUUGAAAAAAUGUUGAAAAAUCACGUGCGUUGUCUCUUUAAAAAGUUCCCUGACAACAAACAUGCAGCUUCGAAAAAAAGUUACCUGAUAUUUUUGUGUUGUUGUUGUUAUAUCUCGUCAAGGUAGCGUAUAUAGACACUGCCUCCGAUUUGCACAUUUAACAAUAAAUUUUGUUUGCCCCUUA
Molecule: messenger RNA, 1852 nt
Organism: Daphnia magna
Lineage: Eukaryota; Metazoa; Arthropoda; Branchiopoda; Diplostraca; Daphniidae
Exons: 7
Coding region: 436-1194 (252 amino acids)
Source: RefSeq, a predicted model, not a curated record